CUGUCCAUGGAGAGGCCCCUCACAGUCCUCCGCAUGAGCCUGCACCACCCCACGCCGGACUCUGCCCGCUUUGCUUCUGUCCCUCCUCAGCUGGAGCACAAUACCAGCCCGCUGCUGGUGGGCCGGGGCCCGGACGCCCACCUCUGGCUGCAGCUCCCUUGCCUCUCCCGCCAGCACCUGUCACUGGAGCCCUAUCUGGAGAAGGGCGGCGCCCGGUUGGCCUUCAGCUUGAAGGCCCUGAGCCGCAAGGGCAGCGUGUGGGUCAACGGACUGACACUGAGGUUCCUGGAGCAGGUGCCCCUGGGCACCAUCAACAGAGUCGCCUUCUCUGGCAUCCAGAUGGUGGCCCGCAUUGAGGGAGGCACCUCCCUGGAGGCCUUUGUCUGCUGCUUCCAUCUCAGCCCCUCGCCCCUGAUUUACAGGCUCCGCGCCGAGGAGAUAGAUGAACGGGAAAGCGUGCUCCAGGAGCAGCCUCCCCCAGGUUCCAGGCAGGGGGCUCCAGGUCCCCUGAGCUUCCUCCACAGCCCUCUCCAGCCCAGCCCUGGAGAAGCGCCAGAAACACCGCUCCAGAGGGACCUCUAG
Messenger RNA from Odocoileus virginianus texanus, 582 nucleotides. It is a transcript of the gene TIFAB, whose product is annotated as TIFA inhibitor. Lineage: Eukaryota; Metazoa; Chordata; Mammalia; Artiodactyla; Cervidae. Gene Ontology annotation, biological process: canonical NF-kappaB signal transduction. Gene Ontology annotation, molecular function: protein binding. The record is from RefSeq and is a predicted model, not a curated record.